Megalops cyprinoides (Indo-Pacific tarpon) is the source of this 1542-nucleotide messenger RNA. RefSeq names its product aromatase-like. The transcript has 9 exons. Lineage: Eukaryota; Metazoa; Chordata; Actinopteri; Elopiformes; Megalopidae. The coding region runs from base 1 to 1524 and encodes 507 amino acids. Gene Ontology annotation, molecular function: heme binding; oxidoreductase activity, acting on paired donors, with incorporation or reduction of molecular oxygen; monooxygenase activity. The record is from RefSeq and is a predicted model, not a curated record.
AUGAAACAGGUGCAUCUAGAGGAUGAGGUGAUGGAGCUCCUCAUCCCGGUUCCGCGCAACCUCACGGAUACGGCGUGCAAGGUGGUGUCCGGGUCGACGGCCACCUUGUUCUUCAUUCUCUGCGUGCUUCUCGCGUUGAGAAGCCGAUCGGACAAAUCGCCUGUGCCAGGUCCGUCCUUCUGUUUGGGAAUCGGCCCCAUUCUGACUUACUGCAGAUUCAUCUGGACCGGCAUUGGCACCGCCAGCAACUAUUACAACGAGAGAUACGGAGAUAUAGUCAGAGUGUGGAUAAAUGGAGAGGAGACGAUCAUCCUUAGCAGAUCCUCUGCAGUCUACCAGGUCCUGAAGAAAGCUCAGUACACCUCUAGAUUUGGCAGUAAACAAGGGCUGCGGUGUAUCGGUAUGAAUGACAAGGGCCUCAUCUUCAACUGCAACGUCACUCUGUGGAAAACAGCCCGCACGUACUUCGCUAAAGCUCUCACGGGUCCCGGGCUGCAGAAGACUGUGGCUAUCUGCGUCUCCUCCACGGACAACCAUCUAGACCGCCUGAAGGAGCUGACCGACUGCGCGGGACACGUAGACGUCCUGAAUUUACUGCGCUGCAUCGUGGUGGAUGUUUCCAACCGACUCUUUCUGAGGGUGCCGCUGGACGAGAAGGAGCUCCUUGCUAAGAUUGAGAAAUAUUUCGAAACCUGGCAGACAGUCAUUAUCAAGCCUGACUUCUUCUUCAGAUACGAGUGGAUGUAUAAGGAUCACAAGCGUGCUGUACAGGAUCUGCAGGAUGCAAUUGAAAGCCUCGUAGAGAAAAAACGGAAGGCACUGCUUGAGGCAGAGAAGCUGGACGAAAUUGACUUCACCACCGACUUAAUAUUCGCUCAGAACCACGGGGAGCUGUCAGCGGACAACGUGAGGCAGUGCGUGCUAGAGAUGGUGAUAGCUGGCCCAGACACGAUGUCCAUCACUAUAUUCUUCAUGUUGAUGCUGCUACGACAAAACCCCAACGUUGAGCAGGAAAUACUGGCUGAACUGGACACUGUUAUAGAUGACAGGGCUAUACAAAACGCUGACUUACAGAACUUGAGGGUCUUGGAGAGUUUCAUCAAUGAGGCUCUGAGGUUUCAUCCUGUGGUGGACUUCACGAUGAGGAAAGCAUUGGCAGAUGACGUUAUUGACGGCUAUAAGGUGUCAAAGGGAACAAACAUUAUUUUAAAUAUUGGACGCAUGCAUAAAACAGAGUUCUUCCCCAGACCAAACGAAUUCAGCUUAGAAAACUUCGAGAAAACUGUACCAAGUCGAUUCUUCCAGCCCUUCGGUUCCGGUCCUCGCUCAUGCGUGGGAAAGCACAUUGCCAUGGUAAUGAUGAAAGCCAUCCUCGUGACCCUGCUGUCACGGUACACGGUCUGUCCCCGUGACGGCUGCACCCUCGACACCAUCCAACAAACCAACAACCUGUCGCAACAGCCGGUGGACACAAAUAACGAUCUGACGAUGAUGUUUAUUCCCAGACAGAAACGGCUACGUUAACAGGAAAACACCGACAUC